Molecule: messenger RNA, 234 nt
Organism: Ilex paraguariensis (yerba mate)
Lineage: Eukaryota; Viridiplantae; Streptophyta; Magnoliopsida; Aquifoliales; Aquifoliaceae
Source: the annotation of a GenBank genome assembly
AUGCUUUUUGACGAUCAACAUCACCCUCUCACUCUUGUCAAGCCAUAUUCAUCUGAUGUUCCCUUGGAAAACCAGGAGGACUGCAAGAUCAUUACAGGAACGUCAGAAAACCAGGAGGACUGCAAGAUCUGUAAUGACGACCUAACGAAAGAGAAUUGGCUAUAUUAUUGUGCUCUGUGCCACUAUCAAACCCAUGUCAGAUGCUCAAUUUCCCGGUCAAAGCCUGUGAGGUGA